Molecule: messenger RNA, 1884 nt
Organism: Oryza brachyantha (malo sina)
Lineage: Eukaryota; Viridiplantae; Streptophyta; Magnoliopsida; Poales; Poaceae
Product: molybdate transporter 2
Exons: 1
Coding region: 91-1476 (461 amino acids)
Biological process (GO): molybdate ion transport
Molecular function (GO): molybdate ion transmembrane transporter activity
Source: RefSeq, a predicted model, not a curated record
GCCCAUUGCACCCGUCAGAAACGUGCAAGCUAAUAGCACCACGCCACCGAAGACAACCCACGCCCACAACAAAGUCGUUGCUUUCCACCCAUGGCGUCCUCCGCCGGCGAUCCGCUCCUCCCCGGCGAGGACGGCGACGGCCGCCGUAGGUUCCUCCCGUCCAACAUACGCCUCAAGACGUCGGUAUGGUCGGAGCUGGGCGGCGCGGUGGGCGACCUGGGCACCUACAUCCCCAUCGUGCUGGCGCUGUCCCUCGCGUCCCACCUCGACCUCGGCACCACGCUCAUCUUCACCGCGCUCUACAACUUCGCCACCGGCCUCCUCUUCGGCAUCCCCAUGCCCGUACAGCCCAUGAAGUCCAUCGCCGCCGUCGCGCUCUCCUCCGCGCACCUCACCAUCCCGCAGAUCAUGUCCGCCGGCCUCGCCGUCGCCGCCAUCCUCCUCUUCCUCGGUGUCACCGGGCUCAUGACCGCCAUCUACCGUUUCCUCCCCCUUCCCGUCGUGCGCGGCGUCCAGCUCUCGCAGGGCCUCUCCUUCGCCUUCACGGCGGUCAAGUACAUCCGCUACGAGCAGGACUUCUCCCGUUCCUCCUCUGCUUCCACAUCCGUGCAGCGCCCUCUCCUCGGGCUCGACGGCCUUGUCCUUGCGCUCGCCGCGCUACUGUUCAUAAUCCUCACCACCGGCUCCGGCGACGACGACGAUGUCAACAGGGACGGCACGAACCGCCGCCGUCGCUCCUGCAGCCGUGUCCCGGCGGCGCUAAUCGUGUUCGCGCUCGGCUUGGUGCUCUGCUUUGUUCGUGACCCGUCCAUCGUGCAGGGUCUCCGCUUUGGGCCGGCGCCGUUGGGAAUUGUCAAGAUAACGUGGGACGACUUCAAGAUCGGGUUCUGGGAGGCCGCCGUGCCGCAGCUCCCGCUGUCUGUGCUGAACUCGGUGAUCGCCGUGUGCAAGCUGUCGUCGGAUCUGUUCCCGGAGCGCGCCGAGCUCUCGCCGGCGAGGGUGUCGGUGAGCAUCGGGCUCAUGAAUUUCGUGGGAUGCUGGUUCGGCGCCAUGCCGUGCUGCCACGGCGCAGGCGGGCUGGCAGGGCAGUACCGGUUCGGUGGCCGGAGCGGCGCGUCCGUGGUGUUCCUGGCCAUCGGCAAGCUGGUGCUCGGUCUGGUGUUCGGCAACUCGUUCGUGACGAUCCUGGGCCAGUUCCCUAUAGGGAUACUGGGCGUUAUGCUGCUCUUCUCCGGGAUCGAGCUCGCCAUGGCGUCGCGCGACAUGGGGAGCAAGGAGGAGUCGUUCGUCAUGCUGGUCUGCGCUGGCGUGUCGCUCACAGGCUCGAGUGCGGCGCUGGGCUUCAUCUCCGGAAUUGUGCUGUACCUGCUGCUGCGCUCGAGGGAGGUGGACAUCGGAGGAGUGGUCGGUCGCUGGGGCGCGGGACGGCGGCAAUCCGCGGACAAGACCUUUGAAGAUGGGAAUGGAGAUGCUUGAUCAAAACCUUGCGAACAUUUUUCGAUUUGAUGCGCAAUGAAAUUGUUCCGGUUAAUACAGUAUCAAUAUGCACAACCUGCCCUGAGUUGAGUAUCAAUAUGAACAAGUUUGCUGCUCAUGGGCUGCAAACUUGCGAUGGGGCUGCCAAGUGCCAAAGAGAUUGAGGCUCCCAUCCUUUCGCUUUUUUUUUAAAAAAAAAGCGAAAACACGUUUUUACAAAUAAAAAAUAAUUUAUAGAUAAAACUUUUAUAUACGUGUCUAUAAUGACUCAAAAGCAAGAUGUGUAAAACAAAUCUCGAAGAAAAAACAUAAAAUCAAGUUCCAAACUAAGUUCUAAAAUAUAAAUUUUGGCUUAUAAACAGUUGCAACUGUAAAACGAUAGAAGCGUGAAACACCAGGAAAACAACA